This is a messenger RNA of Melanotaenia boesemani (Boeseman's rainbowfish), 3291 nucleotides long. RefSeq names its product phosphatidylinositol transfer protein beta isoform-like. The transcript is spliced from 12 exons. NCBI's taxonomy places the organism in Eukaryota, Metazoa, Chordata, Actinopteri, Atheriniformes, Melanotaeniidae. Bases 68 to 883 code for a protein of 271 amino acids. The record is from RefSeq and is a predicted model, not a curated record. Gene Ontology annotation, molecular function: phosphatidylcholine intramembrane carrier activity; phosphatidylcholine binding; phosphatidylinositol binding. Gene Ontology annotation, cellular component: cytoplasm. Gene Ontology annotation, biological process: phospholipid transport.
CCGAUGACGUCAGUAGCAAUCAGUGGUCGCUGGGCUGUACUGUUAGUACCGAAAGGAAGAAGUUACGAUGGUUCUCAUCAAGGAAUACCGUGUGGUUUUACCCUGUAGUGUUGAGGAGUAUCAAGUUGGACAGCUGUUCUCUGUGGCUGAAGCUAGUAAAAACGAGACAGGUGGUGGUGAAGGCAUUGAGGUACUCAAGAAUGAGCCCUAUGAAAAAGAUGGAGAGAAAGGACAGUAUACUCACAAAAUUUACCAUUUAAAAAGUAAAGUCCCAGGGUAUGUCAGACUCCUAGCUCCUGAAGGUGCCCUGGUAUUCCAUGAAAAAGCUUGGAAUGCCUACCCCUACUGCAGAACUAUUGUGACGAAUGAAUAUAUGAAAGACAAUUUCUUUAUUAAAAUUGAGACAUGGCACAAACCAGACCUGGGAAUGCAAGACAAUGUUCACAAACUGGAUAGCUCAACAUGGCAGAAUGUAGCUGUUGUGCCCAUUGACAUCGCAGACAGAAGUCAAGUGUCUGCAUCUGACUACAAGCCAGAUGAAGAUCCUGCCCAGUUCAAGUCGGUUAAAACUGGCAGAGGACCUCUUGGGCCCACCUGGAAGAAAGAGCUGGCGAGUAAAACUGAAUGCCCAAGGAUGUGUGCCUACAAACUAGUCACAGUCAAAUUUAAGUGGUGGGGGCUGCAAACCAAAGUGGAGAACUUCAUCCAUGAGCAAGAGAAGAGGAUCUUCAAUAACUUCCAUCGCCAGCUGUUCUGUUGGAUUGAUAAAUGGGUGGACCUGACUAUGGAUGACAUUCGGCGGAUGGAGGCAGAGACACAGAGAGAGCUGGAUGAGAUGCGAAGGAAGGGUUCUGUGCGAGGUACAAAAGCUCCAGAACAGUAGCAAAGCCAGAUUUAGCUUCGCAAAAAGGGUGAAGUAAGAGGAACCAGCGCUGCAGAUGAAUGAAAAGGCACCAGAUUUUUAACCAUCCACAAUAAUGGCAGUGGUGGAGCUGCUUUUUUUAAAAAAAACAAAAAAAAAGGCUCCAUUGAUGUCACUUUUUACCUUAACUGAUUCAUGCUGUGGAGGAGGGAGCACUGCGACCUGCAAUCAGUAGAGCAGAUCCCUGCCACGACCCCAAUCAUAGACCAGUGAGGAAUUGAUUUCUAGAAACCAACACGAUCCCAGCUGAUAAAACUCUGGUUAAUUUUGAUCUCCUGAGCAGAGAAAUGCCAGCUAUCAAGAUCAUAUGUGACCUAGCCUUCAGGGGAGGUGUUAAGAAGAAGCAACUUGAAUCGUAUGUGAAUACAACCCCAGAUUAAUCAGUUUUACUCCACAACAGCAGGAUUUGGACCAAAUAUUUCUUUUGUGUAUUUUAUAUCAAAUCUUUCGAUUGGCUCAAACGCAUUCCUCACAUGGUAAUGUCCUAAAUGACCUAGCUUUGUCUACACCUUGGUCUUAACUGUAAACAUCGCGGAUCAGUGGUUUGCAUUCCCUGGUAUGAGACUGUUUGUCAUACUCAUGUUCCUUCCUGCCACAGCCUCCAUUAAGUGAUUACUAACACCCUUGGCGCCCAGGCCCAUUAUAAUCCUCCCUCCAUCACCCCUCCUUAACCAAAGCACUGCAUCUUAUCACUGACAAUCAUGCCUGUACAGGUAUUCACUCUCACUCCUGUUCAAACGUAAAACCUCAUACACAUGUGUAUGACACAUACAUUACAGACAGGAUAAAUGUGUGAAUCCAUUCUUGCGCACUCACACAAGCACAGGUGUGGAUAUCUUUGCACUGACUUAUCUGCUAAAAGCUCCUGCUGGGCAGAUCUGUGCAAGCUUGUUCACCUAAAUGAUGCCCCCCCCCCCCCCCAUCGGAUCUGAAUACAUUCGCACGUAACCUACAACACAGCACUCACCUCUUCAACAGAUGUCCUUAGAGGAAAAACUGCACUGAAACCACAGUCGCCUAGCCCACCCCAGAGGCAUGUCAUCUGGUUCUCAGAGGAUAGACAGUUUCUAAGAGCCCUCCUUUACUGCUGCAUUCCAGUCAUGUUUACAAAAUCAUAAUUGCUUUAGUAGUGCCCAUCCAACACCAGCAUCAUACACUGUUUGCCUUUUAUCUAUGGACCUUUUUGUACUUCAGCUCUUGUAGCAUUGUUGCAAACCAUCGCUCCAGCUACCUCCCUGGUUUCUAAGUGGCAGUUUUUCUAAGGGUUAGCAUUAGCUAUUAUCUUUGGAGUAGAUCUUCAUAGAGUAUUCCUAGUUUUCUUCUGUUAAACUGCAUGUUUGUGCAGCCAAUGUUCUGUCACUGCAAAGUAUUGCAGAUUAACAUCUCUGCCUCAGAUCGGAUGUUGGAGAGAUUUGCCAUAUGAAUGACUCUUGACUUUCAGCACUAUAGUGCACUUUUCCUCUUUAAGAACCAUGUGGCAUUGGCCUACAGUGUUAAUUGCUAGUGUUACAUUUAUACAGUAUAUGUGGUUUACUCAUCUGAUCCCUACUGAGUUUUUGUGUUCUGCUUGUGUGUUAUUGUCUUAAAUUGUACAAAACAAAUUAGUUUUUGGUUUUUUUUUUGUUUGUUUUGUUUUUUUGAGACCUCUUGUAUCCGAACUCUCCUUUCAAUACAUAUAUUUUCAGAAGUCCUAAUAUUUGUUUUAUCAGUCUAAUGAGAGAAUACAAUGAUAGAGAAUACAAUCAUUUCCUCAAUAUCCGACUUGUCUAAAGAGUGUAAAUCCAUGUAUUGUUUACAUGUGUUCAGCAAUUAACAUAGGAAAAUUUAAGGACAAGGUCUGAGACAUUUUUUUCCACAAAUAGAAUAUUCUCAGGUGAGCAAUGUGACCCAAAGAUUUUUUCUUUUUUUUUGUAGGAGAACUGUAUCUCCAUACCAUAUUAUUUUCUUUAGGAAAUAUAACAUAAGAAUUCCAUUAUAAAAGGGUGGUCACUGUACAUCUUGUUCCAUUUUGUUUCCAUUCCACAGAACUCUGUACUGGAAAGAUAUCCCUUCGUUUCAAAGAGCAAAAAAAAAAAAAAAAAAAAAAUUCUCAAAUGGUCUACAAUGAAAUCAGUAUCUGUCAUGAUGAUGAUGAUGGUUGAAGAAAGAAUUCAGAAACUUUUGUAACUUUUUUGUUACUGUUUUUUAUAUAUAUAUAUAUAUAUAUAAUUUUUCCCCCCCAUUACUGAAAGACUUUGUAAAAGUUCAGAUCAGCUUUGGAAAAUCAUGGGACAUGGUAGUGAAUGUAUAAUAUAUUGUGCCUUUUCUCUCUGGACAUCUUCUGUGUUAAGCCUGCAUAUUGUAUCAAUAAAUUUAGUCUCUAUAAUGAA